Molecule: messenger RNA, 483 nt
Organism: Botrytis porri
Lineage: Eukaryota; Fungi; Ascomycota; Leotiomycetes; Helotiales; Sclerotiniaceae
Exons: 5
Coding region: 1-483 (160 amino acids)
Molecular function (GO): zinc ion binding
Source: RefSeq, a predicted model, not a curated record
AUGCUUACCUUGACACUUACUGCAGACCUCUCUGGUGUGAAUGAACUUGUCCCCGAUGACAGCGCAGAGAAGAACUUCUGGUAUACUUUCAAAGUACAAUGUGUAUCAUGCAGAGAAAUUCAUCCCAACUUCAUAAAUAUCAAUAGAUUUGAAGCAAAUGAUAUGAGUGGUAGUAGAGGAGAGGCAAACUUUGUAUGGAAGUGCAAAUUUUGCAAGAAAGAAUCAUCUGCAUCAGUUAUAUCAACACCAGUUCCAUAUCAAGCAGCUUCUCCACCAACUCGUCAAAAGAUUUUAGAAUUUGAUUGUCGAGGUCUUGAGUUGGUAGAAUUCAAACCAGAGGGAGAUUGGUUGGCUGUUGGAACUGAUAGUGGUACCAAAUUUACUGCUAUCGAUUUGAAUGAUGGAGAAUGGUAUGAUUAUGACGAUAAAGCAGGAGAGGAAGUUAGUAUCAAGGACUUGAAAUGGGAAAUUAGGAGAAAUUGA